GGACCGGAGCCUGCAGCCUUAUGGCCAGAUGACCACUGCCUGCCUUAAGUCUCUGCUUGAUGUCCAUGCUCUGUCUGUGUAGCUCCCAGCCUCUAGGUGCAGAACUUGACACUUGUUCCUGUUAACUCACAUCCUGCUUGUCUCACCCACUUUUCAAGGCUGUCUUUCUAAACCGCCUUCUCCUCUUCUCAAGGGCCAGAUCCCUUCCCAUCUUCUGAUGGAAUUCCUGACAGAUUUUCCUGCCUUUGCAAAGCUUCCGGAGAGGCUCAUAAAAGGCAGUACUCACAGAUUAGCUAAUCCCACUGAGAAGGCUGCCUCUGGAAUGCCUGGGCCAGCCGGUCACUGUGGAAACUCUUCUGUCCAGAGCAACAAGGAACCCCUUGGGCUGCCACUCCUUGUGCUUGGCCAGUGGCAGCACCCACCCAGAAGAUGAGAAAGGCGCCGUGCUAAGAAGGACCCACACGCUGUGCUUGCCCCCCUUGCAGAGCUGAUGUGUUUGUCUGAACUGUGCUUCUGCCGGCCUCUCCCCCAGCCCUGCGGCAGCCCCUCCUCCAGCAACCCUCUCAGCCCGGCCGCCGGGCCACCCCCUCCUGGGCCAGUUCGGAGCCAUGAAGAGCUUCUCGAAGCGCGAGGCCGACAGGAGGACGUUCUUGGAGCAGGUCCGGGAAAGCAAGGAGAAUGGCUACCUCCUCUCUUCCAAAAAAAUCGGGUCAGGGGCUUUUUCCAAAGUCUAUCUGGGUUACGCCACCCAGGAGAAAAUGAUGCAGAACUACAAGCUGGCUUCAGACCUCAGGAAUAAGAGGCACUCUAUGGUUGCUAUAAAGAUAAUUUCAACAGCAGAGGCACCUGUGGAAUACACCAAAAAGUUCCUUCCAAGAGAAAUCUACUCCCUGAAUGUUACUUACAAGCACCUAAAUGUGAUUCAGCUCUAUGAGAUGUAUCGGAACAGCAAGCGCACCUACCUGGUGCUGGAGUUGGCCUCCCGGGGGGACCUCCUGGAGCACAUCAACGCCACAUCUGACCGGAGGGAGUACCCUGGCCUGGAGGAGGAGGAGGCACGCAGGCUUUUCCGACAGAUUGUCAGUGCUGUUGCCCAUUGCCACAAUGUUGGCAUUGUCCACAGAGAUUUGAAGUGUGAGAACAUUUUAUUGGAUGAACGUGGCUUCAUUAAACUGACAGAUUUUGGCUUUGCCAACCGCUACUCCUUGAAGAAUUCACUGAUGAGCACCUUCUGUGGCUCUGUGGCCUACACCGCCCCUGAGAUCCUCAUGAGCAAGAAAUACAAUGGGGAGCUGGCUGACCUAUGGAGCCUUGGGGUCAUCCUCUAUGCCAUGGUGACAGGGAAGCUCCCCUUCAAGGAGCGCCAGCCGCACAAGAUGAUCCACGUCAUCAAGCAAGGCCUUGCCUUCCGGCAGCCGAUCUCGCCAGAAUGCCAGAAUCUCAUCGAGGGCCUGUUGCAGCUGAAGCCAGCGGCCCGCCUGGGGUUGCAGCAGGUGGCCACGCACCGCUGGAUGCUCCCGGCUACCUCGGCCAUCUUCCACCGGGUGAUGAGCUCCAUGGGAGUCCAUCCGGAGUGCUCCCUGGGCCAAGAGAAGCCUCAGACGGCACCAGGCGAGGUUGGCGGCCCUACGGCCCAGCUGCCGGACCUCGAGAGCCCCGCCAAGAGCCCGACCGAGGGCCCGGCCAAGGAGAGCAAGGUCCUGCCGCCCGCGCGCGCCUCCUCGGCCGCGGGGGCCUUCCCGCCCCGGGCCAAGGCUGAGAAGAAGAGCCCGCCGGUUACGCCGGCCAAUUGCGUGCUGCAGCUGCCCUCGCCGCGCAAGACGGAGCGCCCGCCGCGCCUCUCGCUCUACCGGCCCAGCCUGCUGACCAGCCUGCAGCCCUUCCACCACCUGCCCAACUUCCGCAAGCCCGGCUCGGGCUUCUCGGCCAGCGCCUACGUGACCAGCAAGCGGCUCGGGGAGAAGGCGCCCGCCCGCGCCGCCGGCCUGGGCAGCGCCUCGGCCAGCCUCUCCAAGCAAGUGCAUUCCCUCUACAGCAUGACGCCCUGCCCGUGAGGCGCCCGCCCGACGCCCGGCCCGCUCGCGGCGGCAGCCACGCCCGCCCGGCCCGGCGCAGCACUCGGCCCGACGCCCGGGACUACCGCCGCCGGACGAGCCAUUAAAGCUUAUUCAGAGUCGCUCCGGGCUGCUGCCUGCUGCGAUGCGCGCGCCCCGCGGCAGCCCCGGACCUCAGAGGCGGCCGACCAGGCCCCGGCGCUGCUCUUCGCCUGUCGGCACCCGCGCUUGUCCGCUCUUUCUGCAUAUACAUCAGUGUACCGUUGCUUUGUGUGCGGCUGCUGCUGUCUGACGCCCGUUCUUCCUCCGCGGCCGCUGCCCGGCCUCUCGCGGCUCUUCCUAGGCAGAGCGGGUCAGGGGCGUCCUCCGGGCCCCCGACCACCCUGCACUUGUCCACAGCAGCUGCUCCAAGGCCAGCCCCCCCCCACUUCCAACCUAAAGCC
This is a messenger RNA of Ahaetulla prasina, 2497 nucleotides long. RefSeq names its product testis-specific serine/threonine-protein kinase 5-like. Gene Ontology annotation, biological process: protein phosphorylation; microtubule cytoskeleton organization; intracellular signal transduction. The transcript is spliced from 10 exons. Gene Ontology annotation, molecular function: protein serine/threonine kinase activity; tau-protein kinase activity; ATP binding. Bases 609 to 2054 code for a protein of 481 amino acids. The record is from RefSeq and is a predicted model, not a curated record. Gene Ontology annotation, cellular component: cytoplasm. NCBI's taxonomy places the organism in Eukaryota, Metazoa, Chordata, Lepidosauria, Squamata, Colubridae.